AUCAGCGUGAGAUCUGGCAUGUGCCAUUUUAGAUACCGCGAAAACUUCGGAGUAGAAAAACAUUUCUUAAAAAUAUAUUCGAUUUUAAUAAAUUAAGAAGAGAAAAGAAAUAACCAUGACGACCAUGAUGUAUAUCCUGCCUUUGCUGUUAGGUAGAACUUUUGAUAUUAGAACGGACAAAGUAGGAGUCGAUAUCUUUCCAGAAGAAGUAAUUCGUAACCCAGAAAUACACCACCUUACUACCUUCCGAAGUGAUUUUAAAGUAAUUCGAGAGUUAAGAGAUAUCGCAAACUUGCUUAAAAUCGAGGGAGAACUGUCUUUAAAGGUGAAAGCUGGUUUUGCAAAACUCGGAGCCAGUGGAUCGUAUCUAAAAGAUCACGUCUUUCGCCAUGACGUAGUCGAAAUCUUGACUUUUGUAUAUUUUCAAACGGAGGAACAUAAAAUUCCCUCGAGUGUUUCUCCUAUUUCUAAGUUGAAUGAACUUUCACCCGAAGACGUAGGAACUCAUUACGUAAAGAGUAUCCUUUACGGAGGAGAGUUGGUAGCGUCUUUCAAAUUUCGUGCCAUAGACAAGAAGGACAUGGAGUCUAUUAAAGCCAGUGUCGACGGAGCUUUGGGUAGCGAAGAUUCUAUUAAUGUGGAAGUUGCGGGAAAAUUAGAUAAACUUCGGAAAGAUUUAGAAGGAGUAGCCAGUUUGGAAAUUUCUUAUUACGGUACGGUUCCAUUAGACGGAGUAGCUCUAACAUUAUCCGGAUACCGAGAUUUAAUUUCAAAGUUUAGAGAUCAAGUAAAAUCGAUUAAUAGCGGCCUGGGUGUUCCAAUAAAAGUACAAUUAGAAGAAGUAGCCACGUUGAACGAGAAAUUCAAGUUUGAGAAGAACAAAAUUUCGGUAAGCGAUUUAAAGAAGCUGGAAAUAUUAUUCGACGAUUUAACCGUUACGCAUAAAGCAAUAAGUGCUUGGUUAAAAGACGACGGAGUUUCGAUAACGAAGGAACAAGAGAACAGGAUAGACGGGUUAUUUAGAGAAAUUACAGUGAUACUAUAUGUAUUUUACGAAACAAUUGCGAAAUUAGACGAUAAAGACAGCCCGCAACAUAUUCUUAAAGCAUUUCGGGCAUACGGGAAUGGAAAAAUUAAAGGAAUACCCGGAAAAUAUAAGAAGGCCUGGGAAAGUAUGAAACAGGAAAUGAUCGUUCCCGAAACAUUAAAAGCCGAAAAAAUGACUUACGUCCACUGGGGAAAGAAGAAUUGCCAUAAUUUGAAUACUACGAGUUUAAUACAAGGUUACGCCGCAACAUCGACGGAUGAAACGUCGCCCGCCGAGAUUCUUUGUCUUCCCGAAGUUCCACAACUUUCCGAUAAAGCCGCGGACGGUACAGAAAACAAUAUUGCCGCGGUACGUUUCGGCACAGCCCGCCUAAAUCCGUUUAACGUCGAUAUAAAUUUUGAGAAUCCCGUCAGUUGCGCGGUCUGUUUGGGACUGGAAAGAAGCACCGUUGUCACUCUAGCUGGAAGAACGACGUGUCCCGACGGAUGGAAAAUAGAAUACCAAGGAUACUACGUAGCCGGAAGAGAAACGUCCGCUAAAUCACAAGCCAUUUGUGUCGAUAGGAAUCCCGAAGAUGCGCAUCCAGUCGAAGAUGCGGGAAAAUUUCUUUUGGCUGUGACAUUUAAUGAAAAAGUCAUUCCUUGCGUAUUAUGUUCUAAAUAACAAAUUUCAUAUAAAACGAAAAAAUAAUGUUUCGUCUGU
Molecule: messenger RNA, 1750 nt
Organism: Centruroides sculpturatus (bark scorpion)
Lineage: Eukaryota; Metazoa; Arthropoda; Arachnida; Scorpiones; Buthidae
Exons: 8
Coding region: 116-1711 (531 amino acids)
Source: RefSeq, a predicted model, not a curated record